AUGCAACAACAAGUGAAUCUUAAUCAGAAUGCACCUCCUCCCCCUCCACCACCUAAUCAACGAGCUUUGUUAGUUAGAAGGUUUAGUGAACAAAAGCCCGAUUCCUUUAAAGGUAGUCCUGAUCCACUGGUCGCUGAAGAUUGGAUAGAUAAGAUUGAGAAAAUAUUCACCCUAUUAGGCGUGAAUGACGAGGAUAAGCUGGAUCUUGCUGUUUUUAAGCUUGAGGGUGAGGCCACUCGCUGGUGGGACUUGACUCGUCGUUCUAGGAAUGACGGUCUGUUUACCUGGGUAGAAUUUCGACUCGCCUUCCUAAAUAAGUACUUUCCACAAACUGCACGAAACCAACGCAUGAUCGAGUUUAUGCAGUUGACUCAGAGAAAUAUGACCGUAGCACAGUACCAAGCCAAGUUUGAAGAACUUUCUCGUUUUGCUAUUCAUCUGGGUGGAGAAUGA
Messenger RNA from Papaver somniferum (opium poppy), 453 nucleotides. RefSeq lists its product as uncharacterized. The record is from RefSeq and is a predicted model, not a curated record. NCBI's taxonomy places the organism in Eukaryota, Viridiplantae, Streptophyta, Magnoliopsida, Ranunculales, Papaveraceae. The transcript has a single exon. Bases 1 to 453 code for a protein of 150 amino acids.